This is a messenger RNA of Leptidea sinapis, 3418 nucleotides long. It is a transcript of the gene CYLD, whose product is annotated as ubiquitin carboxyl-terminal hydrolase CYLD. Gene Ontology annotation, cellular component: cytosol. Lineage: Eukaryota; Metazoa; Arthropoda; Insecta; Lepidoptera; Pieridae. Gene Ontology annotation, molecular function: K63-linked deubiquitinase activity; cysteine-type deubiquitinase activity. The transcript has 12 exons. The record is from RefSeq and is a predicted model, not a curated record. Gene Ontology annotation, biological process: protein K63-linked deubiquitination. Bases 172 to 2025 code for a protein of 617 amino acids.
CAAAUAUCAGUAGUUUAUACUUUAAAGAGGUAUUUUUUUCUCAUAAAAUUAAAAAUUAAAAUAUUAACAUUUGAAGUUUUGUACUAGGCGUGUGUAUUAUGGAGCAAUUUUCAUAAAAAAAUUAUUCCAUAUACAUAAUUGUUAUUUAAUUUUACACAAAUUGGCAGUACAAUGAGUCACGAUGGUCACCAGGAGCAGAAACAGAAUGAAGUCUUAGAAACUCAGUUAGACCUGUUCAGCUUGAUUGGAGGAAGCUGGCCACCAGCUCCAAAAGAACCAGAAAAAACUGAAUAUGGAACUGUACCUAGAUCUUCUAAAACUAUGCAGCGAACAACACAAAGUGAUAGAGUUAAAUCUGUAAACUUACUGAAUCACCUCACUACAGACAAGAGAAAAAAAGCAAUAAAUCACAAUAAUUAUUCCUACAAUAAAAAUUCAGAACAGAACUCCAAAAUGGUCCAUGAAAUUAAUCAGGUUGAAACUGGAUUUUUAGUUGAUGUUCCGAGUAUCGACGGAUCGGCUGGGGAAUUGUACGACACACCAUCUCUGGUUUCCCCGAGUGCUGCUCAAUCCUUAAAACAAAUUCACCAUUCGCCUCUGCAUUUGCAAGAGGACAUUGGUGUUGGAACACUGGUUGAAGUGGCUACGGAUGUUGACCAACAUUAUUAUGGUGUAGUUAGAUGGAUUGGCGUUAUCGACGAUACGGCAACAGCUGGUGUUGAGUUGGAACAAGACAUCAGUGGUCUGGGCGACGGCACUCGUAAUGGUCACCGUCUGUUCACGUGUACGCCGGGAAGGGCGCUGUUCGUGCCGCUUGCGUUGUGCCGCAGAGACGCGCGGUUCAGAGACACACCGCCCCCAGACCGCACCGCUGUUCACAACACUGAACAUUUUGACCAGCCCGACUGUCCCGUGGUGACGGGAGUGGUUCCUCCGCUCCACUCCCUGGGUGAGCUGGCUGGCAAGAACCGCGGUAUCCAGGGUCACCACAACUCAUGCUACCUUGACGCUACACUCUUCGCAAUGUUUACGUUCACGAGUGUUUUUGAUGCCCUUCUCUACCGCCCUCCGGAACCAGAAGAUUCCCCACACUACUCUGAAGUACAGCGAGUACUCCGCGAGGAAAUCGUGAAUCCGUUGCGGCGACAUGGUUACGUGCGCGCCGACCGCGUCAUGAAACUGCGCACUUUACUGGAGCGACUCUCUGACGUGCCCGGACUCACUUCCGAGGAAAAGGAUCCUGAAGAGUUUCUGAACGGGCUUGUGGCACAACUGUUGCGUGCAGAACCUUUCCUGAAGCUCUCUUCUGGUCAGGAGUCGUAUUGUUACCAACUGUUUGUGGAGAAAGACGAGCGCGUCACAUUGCCCACGGUGCAGCAGCUACUGGAGCAGUCCUUCGCCACUUCGGGAGUCAAGUUGAGCGAGGUGCCCGCCGCAUUUAUAAUUCAAAUGCCUCGAUUCGGGAAAAAUUACAAAGUGUAUCAACGAGUUCUACCCUCACCGCUGCUGGAUGUGACAGAUCUCAUCGAGGGAUUGCCCCGGCAGUGCAGCGUGUGCGGCGGCCUCGCGCGGUGGGAGUGUCGCGCAUGCGCAGACGGCGCCGCGCUCGAGUCGGGCGCGCUGUGUGCGUCCUGCCUGCGGGUAGCGCACGCAACGCGACCCACGCACCAGGCAACACCACUGAAGAUCUGUGAAGAAUAUUCAAACAUUCUGGAGUCGUGUCCGGUGCCGAGGGUGUACAUGGAGCUGUUUGCAGUGCUCUGUAUCGAGACCAGUCACUACGUGGCGUUUGUGAAGACCGGCGUGGCCCAUGAUGCUCCCUGGUGCUUCUUCGAUUCAAUGGCUGAUAGGAAAGGUGAACGCAACGGUUACAACAUCCCCGAAAUCGUGAGCAUUGCGGAGCUGGGCGCCUGGCUCACCGAGCACGCGGCGCUCGACCGCUCGCUGCCCGCGUCCGCCAAGCGGCUCUUGUCCGAUGCGUACAUGUGCUUCUACCGCAGUGCGGAUGUCGCCAUGUACAGGUAACGACUGGGCCACGUGUUGAUUGAUCGAAUUGAUUGAAUAGCCCUUAUCGCCAGCUCCAGGUAAACAAAAUGUGUAGACAAUCUGUUACGUUUUUAAAGUGAUAACCCUAGGAUUAAUACACAAAUAAAAUUUGAAAACAAAAUUUUAUGAACGAUGCGGGGCUCGAACCUAUGACCUCUCGCGUUCCGUGCGAGUGCUCCGAUGGCACAUCGGUCAUGUGUUAAGCCACUUUUUGUUGCGACUAUAAUAGCAUUGAGGGAUAUUCCCAUAAAUAUUAUUUGUCACAACUCACAUCACUGUUUCUUACAUUUCUUUUGUUAUGUAAAUUGGAGAUUAUCACUAUAAUUAUAAACACUUCAGCAUACAUUUGUAUAGCAGUAUUGUAAAAUCAAACCGCGGCGAUCUGGCAAUGCCGCGCAUGACGCAUCUAUAUCUAAGGCCAACGAGACAAGAUAAAGAAUGUAAACAAAGGGACGGUUAUCGUGUUACAUUGCGAUUAUUAUCUCUGUCUCUAUCACUUGUACGCAGUAAUGGCGUUAGAUGGUCGACGAUAGCUGUUGGUGCGUGUUUCGUGCUACAGGAAAGCAGUCGGCACCGCAGUUGCCAACAUUUGGUCCGCCAUUAUGUGCAAGUUCAUUCCUAUUUAUAUUGCGUUCGAAGUUAUACAUAUUUUUUCGUUUCCAUAUUUAAUGGGUAUUUUUGUUAUUAUUAAUCUGUUACUGUUCCUGUUGAUUUUUACUGUUAUUGUAAGUAGUUGUUGAUUUUAAUUAUGGUCUAAGCAACCUUUAAAUUCGAUUCGAUAUAAACGUUUUGCACCCCUGAAACUUUGUUUGCAUUAAUUAUCUAGUGUCAUUGGCCUUACUUUACUAUACGUAUAGUGAAGCGGGGCGGCGGUGCAGUUGCACAUGUGCCCUUAGAGUAGCGUGCAUACUAGACAUAUUAUUGGAACAUGUUUAAUGUUUUAUGUACAGUAUUAUAAUAUAGAUGUACCAAUUAUAAUAUCAUCAUAGAUCAGCUGUAAAUGAAAACAUUUAUUUAUACCUACCUAUUUACUAUAUACAAAUUUAUUGGAACUGAAAUAUUGAAACCACAUUGUUUUGCUGUUUAUCAAUAUUGGAAUUAUGAUUUUUAAUUUGAACCUUUGUGUAAUAUGAUAUAUUAUUAUCUAAUUUUCUAAUCUGUAUAAUCAAUUAAAAACAUUAAUGUUGUACUUAGUUGUUAUAUAUUUAAUUUAUUUAUUAGUUAAUAGUUUUGCUACACGCUAAUUUCCAUUUGUUUAUUAUUAUUAGUAUUUUUAUUGUUUAAAAGUUGUAUAACUAUCUCACCACACAUAGAGACACUAAAAUGUACUGGGAUUAGUCUUAGAAUAAAAAUAAAUGGUAUGUAAAUAAUA